Molecule: messenger RNA, 1895 nt
Organism: Quercus lobata
Lineage: Eukaryota; Viridiplantae; Streptophyta; Magnoliopsida; Fagales; Fagaceae
Product: protein GAMETE EXPRESSED 1-like
Exons: 6
Coding region: 35-1798 (587 amino acids)
Source: RefSeq, a predicted model, not a curated record
GAAUAGAAAAAAUUUAGCUGAGAAAGAAAUCCAAAUGGCCCAAUACAAGUAUCUUAUUUUUCUGUUGGUCCUCUCACGAUCAAACAUUGGUUUGUCAUGGUCCUGGUUUCCUUCACAUGCCGAGAAACAAUCUAGUGAUGACCCUCCAAAGAUUCUAGGAAUUUCUGGUGAUGUUGUGGCUGAGUUCUCUAUGGAUGCUCUCAAUGAUGAGAAAGGAAUUGAAAGGGUCAACAAUGCUAGAACAAAACUAACUGGCUUAAAAUCCUGUUGGUAUGAUGCAUAUCAAGGACUUUUUGCCAAGUGCUCCGACAUCACUGCUGAUGACAAUGAAAGGCGGAAGAGAUUUGCUUGGGAUCUUAGCAAUUGCUUUCAGAAAGACUCUGGAAGACCUCCUUUUCCUUCAUGCCACAUUAGCUCUCCAAUGAAGGCAUGCCUCAAAAAACUAGAUACCAAUGCCAUUCAUACUUACCGUCAAUUCUUCCUCGAAACCAAUUCUAUUUGCCAUCAGUUACAGUCUAAUUAUUUCAGGCUUCAAACAGAGAAAUUGGUAAAUCAAUUAGUAAAAUCGGCUAACUAUGCUGAAGAAAAAUUAGAAACCAUUGAAGAGAAAUCGGAGAAUCUGUUGCAGGGCUCAAAAGAUAUCCAUGACUCUUUAAGUAAAAUCGAUCAACAAACUCAACAAGUGGCUCAAACUUCUAAGAAUGUCAGCAAUCAGAUCAAUGGAGUAUUGAAGCAGUCAGAAUUAGUUUUUGAGCAAUCUGAGAAGAUUGCAGCUUCUCAAUUGGAAUUGCAGAAAGGGCAAGAAAAGAUGAAGGUAAAGUUGGAAGAAGGGAUGACAAUGAUUCAUGAGUAUCACAAUAAACUUGGUAUGGAAAUACACAAUCUACAAAAUGAGACUGGUGAAAUAGAGAAGAAGAUAAGCAAAGUGGGAGAUGCAAUGUAUACGAAGAUGAGUAAUCUGCAAAGCAAAGCUGAUGAUAUUGGGAAUAUAGCUGGAAUCUCCUUAGAUAAGCAAAAACAACUUCAAGAGGGGCAAUCUGAAGCACUUCAGGGGCUUCAGUUGCUGUCCAAAUUUCAGUCCAAAGCACUAGAAGAGAGCAGGGGUAUCUUGCAACAGUUAGCUAAAUUUGGCCGUGAACAGCAAGAAGAGCUUGUUCAGCAACAGGAACAGCUUCAACGAUCCCAUGACCAUCUGUUUGAAAACUCAAAGUCUAUAUUGGCAGCUCAGGAAGCUUUUGAACAAAAGCAAGCAACAAUGUUUCUUGCUUUAGAUAAGCUGUUUGCCUUGCACAAUGCCUUACUGCUCGAAUCACGAUUAAUCAAAGCUGCCUUUAUGUACUCUAUAUCAAUAUUUAUACUCUACAUGCUCACCAGUACAAAGCCAACAUACAACGUCAGACCUCAGCUUUAUAUUGGUCUAUGUGCUACAUUCUUAAUUGAAUUUGCUAUACUUCGAUUUGUGCCAAGGGCUAUUGACCAACAAACAUGGAUGAUCAACCAAGUUAGAUCGUUCUUCGCGAUUCUUGCUUCUGUACAGAUUAUACAUGCCAUUAUUACAUACAGGGACUUUGAGAGAUUGAAUUAUGAGAUGCUACAAGAUCUGAUCAACAAGGUUAAGUCUUGGGAUACAGAUAGCGAUGUAGACUGGUCUCAGUGGAUAGACACGGAGAUACAGGAUGGCAUAGAUAAUCUCAAGGAUUCUGACUAUUUGCCUUCAAAAGAAAAAGAUACUGGAGAGAGUUCAAAUGCUACCUCUUUAGCUACUAGAAAAUACAAUCUUCGCGGCCGCUGUCAUUGAUUUUUUUUUUCUCCCUCUGGUGACAAAGAAAUUGAAACAAGAAUUCAAUAGAAGUACCCAUUCUAGUACCCUUGGCCUUGGGAAGAACUUGGAUGUA